CCGCUUUGUUUUCCUUACUCAUUAGUUUAAGGCAGUUUGUUUAAUCAUUCAAAACUCUUACUUAUACAACUCCAAACCAACAUCGUCUUACCUUUUGAACGAUAUGGGACAAACAAAACACAAAACUCCCUUCAUUUUUUCCAACCAAACCAAAAACAAAUGACUGAAUGAAAGAACUAAAAGCAAAGAAAUGGAGACACAACAACACCAGUCUUGGAAAUUGAGAUUUUCAUUCAAAAAUGCAACAAUUGUAGUUUGUUUGUUAAAUUUGGUCACUGCUCUUUUCUUGCUUCAAGGUUUUUUUUCUCCUUCCUCUUCUUCUCGUAGAUUUCCUCAAAAUCAUCCGAAUUCAGUUAAGCUUAGUUAUGCCAAGGAAUCUGAGGAGCUUCGAAGAGCUAUGCAACCAUUGGAGCUGAUUCGAAGAGUUAGGGAAAUUGAGCGAGAAUCAUAUACAGAGCCAGAGACAGUUCAACAUACAGAGACGAAGCAGACUGCUGCAGUCGAUCUGUCUAAGAGGUUAACCAAUGCCCGCACUUUUACUGAUGCAGCUAGCAUAAAAGCUUUGGAAGAAUGGCGGAAGCGAAAGAUGGAGCGUGCCAGACAACGGGAAAUGGGAAGAAACGCAACAGCUGCCUCUUAAGCAAUAUGAAUAUUACUUUCCUUCAAACCGGUCUUGUAAUCUUCUUAAGCAAUAUGAAUAUUACAUAUAGAAUUUGGAUGUCUAGCUGUCAAUUUUUCAGUAACUUUACGCGUAAACAGGUCUGAAGGUCCUUAAACUAUGCCAAAAGGAGCAGUUUAGUCC
Molecule: messenger RNA, 802 nt
Organism: Spinacia oleracea (spinach)
Lineage: Eukaryota; Viridiplantae; Streptophyta; Magnoliopsida; Caryophyllales; Amaranthaceae
Exons: 4
Coding region: 191-640 (149 amino acids)
Source: RefSeq, a predicted model, not a curated record